Messenger RNA from Saccostrea cuccullata (small rock oyster), 3681 nucleotides. RefSeq lists its product as uncharacterized. Lineage: Eukaryota; Metazoa; Mollusca; Bivalvia; Ostreida; Ostreidae. Gene Ontology annotation, molecular function: G protein-coupled receptor activity. The transcript has 24 exons. Bases 1 to 3681 code for a protein of 1226 amino acids. Gene Ontology annotation, cellular component: membrane. Gene Ontology annotation, biological process: adenylate cyclase-activating G protein-coupled receptor signaling pathway; cell surface receptor signaling pathway. The record is from RefSeq and is a predicted model, not a curated record.
AUGGGGAUAGCUGCGUUUUGUUUAAAAUUAAUUGUAUUCGUACAUUUGCACUAUGCAUUUUCUUCCGUCUAUAGAAAUUGUGGCGGAAUUCUUCGUUCAGAAAAAGGAAUUAUACAAUCUCCGAAUUUCCCAAAAGAAUUUCCUACGCCUAUCCGUUGUGAAUGGGUGAUCCAUAACCAAAAGACACCCGUAACGUUGAUUCACUUCACUCAGUUUUAUUUAACAAAUUAUUUCACCGUUCAGUUCUUUCAGGAAUACACGAAUUCUGAAAACUACCGGAAUGAAUCCAAAAUGGAGAUAAUGAACGCUUAUCACGACGUUUAUUCUCUGGAAAUACGGGCACCGUUUGUCGUCCUGCGAUUCGGGGUGUAUCAAAUGGGAGACAUUAAUAUCCGAGUUCUUGAGCACAUGAUUGAUGUGUAUGGUUUUAACAUAACAUAUGAAUUCGUAGAAAAGGGUGCAUCUUCAGAAAAAGUCACAUGUACUGCUUACCAUUGCUCCUAUCUUGGUAGUUGCUUGGCCUCUGCCGAUUUUUCGGAAUACAGAUGUCAUUGUGCAGAGAAUUUCUUUGGUGAGUUCUGUCAAUAUGGACCGGACUGUAACCCCUUGACGAAAACCAAUCGCUGCCAAAAUGGAGGAAUAUGCAGCUACUUGAAUGGGUCCUUAAAUUAUGUGUGUGAAUGUCCAUACGGAUAUACUGGGGAAUGGUGUGAAGUCAAACAAGAUGAAUGCUACUUCCUAGCAUGUGAUCAAAUUUGUGUGGAAAUACUUCCAGGGAAAAUGGGUUGUGGCUGUCAGGACGGAUAUCGCCUGAACACUGAUGGACAAACGUGUUCAGUUGAAGAAUUGCAAAUCGUUGACAUGGUAACAGGGAAUGGUGGAGGAGGGUAUGAAGCUUACACAAAUGAAAAUCAGUUUCUAACAAUAUCAUGCAUUGUAAAGGGAGAUAAUUCCACCAGAUUCAGAUGGUACAAGGAUGGCAUGCUAGUAGACUUUUCAAUCUCUCCUCGUAGUGCCUACCAUAGAGUGUUUAUGUCCAGUACAGAAGGAAUUAUACGUUCGGUGUUAUAUUUUGCUCAAGUAAAAAAAUAUGACGAAGGAUACUUCACUUGUGUAGCUGCUGCUGAUACAACAGAAAAACGUCGUUCUACAUACGUAGCUGUUCAGUCGACUCCUCUGAUCUAUGUACCAAAAACAGAGCUAGUAAAAUCACCUAAUGCCUCAGUUCGAAUUCCAUGCUUUUCCAUCAACGAGCCAUACAACUCAUUUCUAUACAAAUGGUUUGAGAAUGGAGUUCCAAUAAAAUGGCAUACACCUAACCGCAUACCAGAAACGCUGUUACCAGCUGGGAGUCAGCUGGUUGCUAAAGGAAUUACGAAAAACACAAAAUUUACAUGCCAGGUGACGAACCGAGUAGGAGAGAGAAAUGUAACAAUACAUGUCUUUAUCGCCAAAGACAUACAUCUCGUUUGUCCAUCAGAAAUUUACAUAGAUAUUCUGUGGCCGGAAACUGAGAAAGAUCAUUUUACAAAACAGAGCUGUCCUCCCAAAUUCGGUGGUUUUGCAGAACGCUCCUGUAUUUAUGACAAUAGCAGUAAAAUAUGUAGAUGGACGGAACCAAAUCUCCUUAAUUGCCAAUCCAAUGAAUUGAUUCAAAUUUAUGACAAGGUGGAAGUACUACGUCAAGGAUAUCGUUCGACAACGAUCACGAAGAUUCUAAAAGAACUACACCUCUUUGCUCAAAUUCAGAAUGCGACAAUAAAUGUCGGUGAUGCCGAGCUUCUAACAAGUGUUUUACGUCGGAUUUUGGAGUAUAUGUGGGCUUUUCCAAAAGUAGCCACAACUGAUGAAAGAAUUUCAUUCGAAGAUAUCAUCAAUAUAAUGGAUCGUCUACUGACGGUAACGAAGGAUUUGUCAUCGAAUAUAAAAAAGAGAUUGACCCUUGGAAUAAAUAUUUUAAAUAUUUCUGCUUUUUUCGCCCGAAAAUUCUUUAAACAAUUGUUCCAUGUGGAGAUUGGGGAUGGAAUCAUAACAGAAAAUAUUGACUUUCAGGAACUUGGAAGCCAAAGAAGCAAGUCUAUCGUAUCAAACAAAGGUGUGACUUUGACGUCAUUUAGAUUCCGAAAUCUAGAAAGUCACCUGUCUGCACAAUCUUCCUUAAAAAUUCCAGGCAUGAGUUUUAUAUCUGAUAUUGAAGCUGUGUACACUGAACAAAGCUUAUCAUCAGCAUUAUACCAGCGUUUGGAUAUUGUUUCAGCAAAUAUAUCAAUGAAUAUUGGAAAACAGAGUGAUAUAAAGGAAUAUGCUUGUUUUUCAUGGGAAAGAAAUAAAAGGCAGCCUCAAAAAUAUUCGUGGAGAAAUAAUAGCUGCUCAAUAGUUUCUAUUGCGACAGAAGCUGUCACGUGUCAAUGCGAUCUUCCAGUACUAUUAACCAUAGCUGGACUUGUACCUAAUACGACAAUACCUUUCGACAAAUCGUCGAGUCAGACAUCAUUGGUUGUUAUUUUGAGUCACGUGAUCUCAAUAUUUGGAUUACUUGUCUGCAUUUUCAUCUUCGCAAGAAAUUGGAGAUACUUAAUUGGUGAACAUUAUGUCUUUUACCUGAGUUUCAACAUUGUCUUGUUCCUGAACAAUAUUGUUUUCCUAAUGUGCCACGUGGGCAUGGAAAAUAAGAUUCUUUGGUUAAUUGGUGAAAUUGCAGCUUAUUUCUUUUACAUAUCAGCAUUUUCAUUUGUAUUGUUGGAAAUAUUCCACUUUUUCAUCUUGACAUCAACUUCAAAAGAAUAUAAAGCCGAGAAAAGAUGUUCUAGAUUCAUAAUCAUUGGCUUGGGAAUCCCAAUGAUUUUGACCGUUUUCUUCUCAACUACUUCGACUGUUUUUCCCAAGUUUCCAUCUGAUGAAAAAUUAAUGAUUUGUUGGAUCUCAAAAUCAGCCUGGCAGUUUUAUGUCUUUAUGCUACCAGUGACAUUUAUAAUUAUGGCUUUCCUUGUUUUCACUGCCGUAGUAUGGAGAAUCCGUGUUAAACUAACAGAAGAAAGCGAAGUUCUGUUCAAGAGACGAUUGAGAUUUAUUUUCUUGAAGUCCUUGAUAUUGAUGUCACUAACUCUGACAGAGGCAGUACUAGGAAUGGACUUGGCCAAUGAUAAUUUGUCUCAGAUUGCUCUCUACUUCACAUCCAAGAUUUGUCUGAGUAUUCGGCAGAAGAAGUGGUUUAAAGGUCUUUUCUUAUCUGAGGAUAAAAAGUAUCGAUCCGAAAUGGAAGCAAGGAGAUACUACGACGAAGUGAACAGAGCGAAGUACACGAGAGAAAAGAAAAAGGAGUUAUCUUUUCUGUUAGGAAGUUCCAAUUCCAAUUCCAGAUGUGAAAAAAGACAAAAUGGCGCGGACAAUAACGGUACCGGAAGUAGUAGAACGACAGAUACAUCCAUGGACACUAACAUUACUGAUGUAAACUCCGAUAGAGAAGAUAAUAACGAAAGCAAAGAAAAUACAAGAAAUAAUGUUGAGGCUCAAAAUAGGGAAUUAACAAUAGAGGGUGUCUUUUCUAGUCAUAAAUUACCAAUGGAGAGCGCAUCCAAAAAAGCAGAGGAGAGGACUUUGAACUCAGACCUUACUAUAUUGGAAACGGUAGAAGUCACAGCUUUAAUACAUUACAUUGACAAAAAUGUUGAUGUGAUUUAA